Lonchura striata (white-rumped munia) is the source of this 2800-nucleotide messenger RNA. RefSeq names its product dynein axonemal intermediate chain 3 (gene DNAI3). Gene Ontology annotation, molecular function: dynein light chain binding; dynein heavy chain binding. Lineage: Eukaryota; Metazoa; Chordata; Aves; Passeriformes; Estrildidae. Gene Ontology annotation, cellular component: inner dynein arm. Gene Ontology annotation, biological process: cilium movement involved in cell motility; inner dynein arm assembly. The record is from RefSeq and is a predicted model, not a curated record.
AUCUGAAAAAAUGUCAAAAAAAGUCAAAUCCAGCAAGACCAACUCAAAAGGUUCAAAAACACCGGCAAAGAAACAGAAAGGUAAAAAGGAUGAAGUUGAUCUUUCUAUGGCCAGUAUAGGCCACCCAGAAAUAUUUCCUUUGCUUUUGACUGCAAUGACCCAAGAAAUUUUUAAUUUGCAACCUGAUGAAGAUGUUGCAGAAGAAAAUUAUUUCAAGUGUAUUAAAAAAGAGGACAUAAUUCAAGACCUGAAAACAAGAGCUAAAUCUUCUGAUUUCUACCCUCUCAAAAAAGUUGUCCUAGAAUAUCCAGGGGAAGAACUCUUGGUAGUUUUUGAUCCAGUCUUCCAGUAUGGAGAGAACUUUUAUAUUAUUGCUUCUGAAGAAGCCAAGGAAAACUUUCUACAGUCUUUAGCAGCUGCAGAAGAAAGAGAAGAAUCAGAAGAAGAAAACAGAGUGGAAACUCUGGAAGUCCACAAACCUUGGGUUUCCCUUGGCAGUGAAAAGGAAGUUGAAGAAGAAUCUGUUAAAGAAAGGGAUACAAAGAUUAAAUACAAGAUCUCUCGAGUUCGCAGGAAGUUUGGUGCACCCAUUACAUUUACUGACAAGAAUGCUUCAGAUGAAAAAGACAGCUAUGCUGAAUGCACAGCCUAUGAAGAUGAUACUUUUAGUAUUAAAAUUCUUGAAAGGGAUGUGGGGGUGCAAAUGGUUCCAAAACUAAGAGAAACUAGUACUCAGACAAAAUGGACCUAUCCAAAAAAUGCAUCCACGCAGUAUUACCCAAGGCAGUUGUCAAAUGAAGAAAAAGCAGAGAGUCUGUCAUCUGAGACGCUGAAAAAAUUUCUUACAGCAGCACGUUUAAGAGUAGAAAUUGCACUGCAGCAAAAUGAAAUUAUGGACGUUUUUUUUGAUGACUGGAAGGCCCUAGCAGAAGACCAAGAAGAAGGCAAGCCAGAUGUUUAUCUUAAAGAAUACCAAUCAUUUACAGAUGUGCAGUACCUCAAGAACAGAAGCAUUAGCUGCAUUCGCUGGCAUCCAACCAUUUAUGGGAUUAUAGCACUGUCAGCAAGACAGCAGUCUUCAUACGAAGAACAAGUUAACCUUUCUAAUAAAUCAUUGCUACAUCAGCCAGUUAUACUUCUCUGGAGUUUGUUUCACCCUCUCUGCCUCCAGUUGGUGUUGAAGGCUCCUGAAGACAUUUGUUGCUUUCAGUUCAGUCCAAAUGAUCCAAAUAUCAUUGCUGGUGGCUGCAUUGAUGGACAGGUUGUAUUGUGGGAUAUUUCUAAACAUGAAGAAAAGCUGGAAAGUACAAAGCCUGUUCCUGAUGAAAUCAUUGACUCGUCUGAGGGUGAGCCAGGUGCAGCAGCAGCAGUGGUGAUUGAGCCAUCACCUAAGCAAGUCCAGCAGAGUAGCACAGAGCCACCUCUAGUGAGACACUGUGCAGCCUCUUCCACACCAUAUUGUCAUACAAGGCCAGCAGAAGAUGUAAAGUGGCUACCAUGUAACUUUGAGGAAAACCAAAAGGGUGGUACUUCUGAAACCAAAGAUGAAAAAAAACUGCAGCUUGUAACCUGCUCCCCUGAUUGCUCAAUAUUGUUUUGGGAUAUUCCAUCCAUUGAACGUCGUGAACAAUUUUUAUCUCAGAAAAUAAAGGAGGAGAAAAGAUCUCACAUGCCCCCUGGUCCAAAUACUGAUGAGGAUUUAGAUCUCUCCUGGAAACCACUCAUAAAGAUAAAUCUGCGUGAAAGGGAUAACAACACAGAGUAUGGUCCCAUGAGAAUCAGUUUAAGGAAACUGCAGUAUCGUUACAAACCCCCAGGGAAGGUGAGAUCUCGGAGCACACUGAGGGCACCCAUCAAGGAGAGCCCAUAUACAGAGAUGAGUGUUUCUUCAAGCAAAAAUCUGGAACUGUUAGACAAUAUAUCCACAGACUUUUUUGUUGGGAAUGAAGAUGGAGAAAUUGUUUAUUCUGAGUGGAAAAAGAAAAUUGAUACGAAUACAGCAAAACCAGUUAGUCAGAAGCACUCCCAGAAAUAUGCUCUCCACACCGAGACUAUCAACACUCUCCAGAAAUCUCCAUUUUUUAAAGACAUCUUUCUAAGCAUUGGAGGCCAGAAGUUUGCCAUUUGGAAAGAAGGAGUUACAAAUGGACCAAUCCUUCAGUCAAGCUGCUCUGCAGGAAGAUACACUGCGGGACAAUGGUCCUUAACAAGACCAGGAGUUUUCUUCAUUGGCAGAGACAAUGGAAUUAUAGAUAUUUGGGACUUACUGAAGAAAACUCAUGAGCCAUCUCAUUUCCAGAACAUCUCCAAAUCAACCAUCACUUUCAUCAGCCCCUCCAGUGCCUCAGCAGAGCAGCAUUUUCUGGCUGUUUCUGACAAUCUUGGAGUUCUGCAUAUUUUGGAAAUCUGUCAAACAUUAUGUCACCCUUCAAGUAAUGAGCAUGCCAAUGUACUUGAUUACUUUGAAAGAGAAGUUAAAUAUCUGAAGUACUGUGAGGAGGAGUUUAAAGAGUAUGAAAAAUUUCAAGCCAAAACAGAAUUGAAAUUGAACUGGAGACAGAGAGACAGAAAACAUGUAUGACUACAGAAAACUAAAGAGAUGGAGGAUCAAGAAAAUGCACAUUAUACUGUGUUUCUAGAGCUGGAGAAGCAGAUGGCAAUGGAUUUAGAAACAAGAAACACUUUCCCCACUGGAUGCUUAGAGCUCAUUAUCACCUUUAGAACCAGCAAACUUCUUAUUGAAAAACUUCUAUUUCAGCAGAACAUGUUUAGCUUUGGAAAUAAAGAAUUUUACAGUGAG